AGAGAGAGAGAGAGAGAGAGAGAGAGAGAGAGAGAAAGAGUGAGUGCUUUUCCGAUUUGGUUUUCUCUCGUCGUCGGCGAUCAAGAAUGGCGAUGUCGGCAGUGAACAUUGGGAUGAUGGAUGGUGCUUACUUCGUUGGGAGGAACGAGAUUCUCUCAUGGAUCAACGCCACUCUGCAGCUCUCCCUCUCUCGAGUCGAAGAGGCUGCAUCUGGUGCUGUUCAGUGUCAAAUGAUGGAUAUGGUUCACCCUGGAGUAGUUCCAAUGCAUAAGGUGAACUUUGAUGCAAAGUCAGAGUAUGACAUGAUUCAGAACUAUAAACUUCUGCAAGAGGUGUUCAACAAACUGAAAAUUGAGAAGCACAUUGAUGUCAACAAGCUUGUUAAAGGGCGACCAUUGGACAACUUAGAGUUCCUGCAAUGGCUGAAGCGCUAUUGUGAUUCUGUGAAUGGAGGAAUUACAAAUGAAAAUUAUAACCCAGUGGAGAGACGAACCAAAGGUGGAAAAGAACGGAGUCUUAGGGGUUCUCAUAAAUCUUUCAAAUCACUGCAAGCAAACAAUUUACCUAACCGUGGCACUAUUGAUGGCCAUAAACAGGGGAAGGCAUCUGAUUCGUUCUAUGCAGAACAAUCUGCUUAUCAGAUUCAAGAACUAUCUGAGAAGAUUGUGGAUCUUAAGCUCUCAGUGGAUAAUAUGGAGAAAGAAAGAGACUUCUAUUUCACCAAGUUGCGAGAUAUUGAAAUACUCUGCCAACGGCCUGAACUGGAGCAUCUUCCAAUGACUAAUGCUAUCAGGAAGAUUUUGUAUGCCGCGGACGCACGGGAAUCAGCACUGACUGAAGCUGAAGAACUUAUUAGCAGCAGCACAGUGGAUGACGGUGAAGCCGAAGCUGAAGAAACUCAGUGAUCGCAUUAUGUGUCUAAUGACCUCUAGAGAUAGCAUCAUCUGCUAAUGCUGAUUGCCGCCCUUUUCACAUGUACAAGAUAAUCGCUUAUAAACAAUCUUGAUUCUUCAUGUCUUCCAGCUGAAUGGUUUCUGAACAGCAUUGAGAAUGUCUUCCUUUGCAAGACAAGGGGAGAUCAUGCUCUUUUUCAUCAUAUAUUUAAGUUUCGAUUGCAAUUUAA
Messenger RNA from Dioscorea cayenensis subsp. rotundata (Guinea yam), 1123 nucleotides. Its product is annotated as microtubule-associated protein RP/EB family member 1A-like. Gene Ontology annotation, biological process: regulation of microtubule polymerization or depolymerization; protein localization to microtubule plus-end; thigmotropism. Gene Ontology annotation, molecular function: microtubule plus-end binding. The record is from RefSeq and is a predicted model, not a curated record. The transcript is spliced from 8 exons. NCBI's taxonomy places the organism in Eukaryota, Viridiplantae, Streptophyta, Magnoliopsida, Dioscoreales, Dioscoreaceae. The coding region runs from base 87 to 905 and encodes 272 amino acids. Gene Ontology annotation, cellular component: cytoplasmic microtubule; spindle midzone; microtubule organizing center.